Messenger RNA from Papaver somniferum (opium poppy), 855 nucleotides. RefSeq lists its product as uncharacterized. The record is from RefSeq and is a predicted model, not a curated record. Bases 1 to 855 code for a protein of 284 amino acids. The transcript has a single exon. Lineage: Eukaryota; Viridiplantae; Streptophyta; Magnoliopsida; Ranunculales; Papaveraceae.
AUGAUAUGGCAAAUUCCAUACCCAUUAUUAACAUACUUUGAUGCAAGUGAACUACCAGUUUUGAUGAAUGGACAGGAUAAAAAAGUGUGGACAUAUGAUAUGACUGGGAAAUUUUCAGUGGCAGGUGCAACUCAAAUGAUAAGGAAAAAAUAUCCUAUUUUGACAUGGGCAAAGCGGGUAUGGAAUCCUUGUGUACAGCCAUAUACUUCAAGUAAUUUAUGGAAGAUCUUAAGAGGAGCAUGUGCAACAGAUGAAUCAGUCAGGAAAAAAGGAUUCUCAACUGUAUCUAAGUGUUAUCUAUGUGGCAAUAAUCAAGACACAAUGGAUCAUAUUCUUUGGUCUUGUACUUUUAGUGAACAGAUAUGGCAUUGGCUGAGUGGCAUAUUUCACUGCACAAGUCCAAAAUGUUUUGAAGAUGUUAUAGAAGUGGCCAAAGGAAAAAGCUCUGCAAUCAAACAAGUGUGGUACAACAGUGCUUUCAACACUAUGGUGGAACUCUGGUUUACAAGAAACUCUGUUAUUUAUGAAGCAGUGACUCCAGAUGUGGAAAAAUUCAAGCAAAGAAUAAUACGAGUUACAGGUGAAUGUAGUGCAAGAAUGAAGGGAGAGAUGUGGGGGACAAUGUAUGAUUUACAAGUACUCCUAUUUUUUGGCAUCUCUGGAGUUAGAGCUAAAAUUACAACAGUGAAACAAUGUUUCUUUAAGAUGCUAGAGCUAAAUCAAAUAUUAAUAAGUUGUAAUGGAGCAUAUAAGGGUAAUCCAGGGAUGGCAGGUUUAGGUUUUGUUGCAAGAAACAGUUCAGGUGCAUGUAUUGGAGUUGCUUCAGGUGGAUUGGGGUUAGCAACAAACUACUAA